AUGAGCUACUCUCUGGACAAAAUGCAGGCGCUCCAGGGAAUCCGGGUUGUCGAAUUGGCAGGUCUUGCCACGACUCCCUUCGCCGGUAUGAUGCUUGCCGACUACGGGGCGAGCGUGUUGCGUGUCGACCGCGCAGGGCCGACCAAUGCGGCCAGCCCUGAUAAUCUCGUUCGCCACAAGUCUUCAAUGGCGCUGGACCUGAAAGCGCCACGAGGCAAAAAGCUGCUCCUUGAUCUGCUGGCAAACAGCGACGUCUUGCUCGACCCUUACCGUCCUGGCGUCUUGGAGCGGAUGGGGUUGAGGCCUGAGUUCUUGAUCCAACAGAAUCCUCGACUCAUCGUUGCUCGAUUGACUGGCUUUCGACGGCGUGGGGAGUAUUCCACCAUGGCAGGACACGACAUCAACUACCUGGCCGUGUCGGGCCUGUUGUCAACCCUGGGCCCAUCUGCUCCCGUAUUCCCCGAGGGCCGCCCCCAUCCACCGAGCCCGCCGGCAAACCUAUUGGGGGAUUUCGCUGGUGGGGGGCUGAUGUGUGUGGUGGGAAUCCUUCUGGCACUCCAAUAUCGAGCACGGACCGGCAAGGGCCAGGUCGUCGAGACGAACAUGGUCGACGGUGCUUCGUACCUCGCGACAAUGCCUCGGUUAUCCCGGCACCUUCCAGGGCAGUGGGAUAAGCCGCGCGGACAGAAUCUUGUCGACGGCGGCUGUCCUUACUACAACGUGUAUGAAUGCAAAGAUGACGGGACGUACAUGGCACUGGCCGCACUGGAGCCGCCGUUUUGGAAAGCCUUCUGCAAAGGCAUCGGCCUUUCGGACCAGGACUGGGGUGGCAAGCGAGAGGAUCCUCGAGUGUGGCCCAAGAUGAAGGCCGUGCUUCAGGCCCGCUUUCGCAGCAAGACUCGUGCGGAAUGGGAAGCCAUCUUCUACGAGACCGACGCAUGCUGUACCCCGAUCGUCUCCUACGAUGAGUUGGUCGCCAAGGGAUACGAGCACCAACUCCCUGCUCACUUGACCGAGAGCCCCGGCUUCGAAAUCGGGCAGGCCGGCUGGAACGACGAGGCAUUGGCAGUCGGGGUCGGUGGCGAAAACGUGCUUCGAGAGUGGCUCGGCUAUGAGAAAGGCAAGGACUAUGUCGUCGAAGAAGGCACGUUUGCGAAGGCAGAGAACAGCAAAUUGUGA
Molecule: messenger RNA, 1179 nt
Organism: Cladophialophora immunda
Lineage: Eukaryota; Fungi; Ascomycota; Eurotiomycetes; Chaetothyriales; Herpotrichiellaceae
Exons: 1
Coding region: 1-1179 (392 amino acids)
Molecular function (GO): catalytic activity
Source: RefSeq, a predicted model, not a curated record